Acomys russatus (golden spiny mouse) is the source of this 1016-nucleotide messenger RNA. It is a transcript of the gene Blvra, whose product is annotated as biliverdin reductase A. The record is from RefSeq and is a predicted model, not a curated record. Gene Ontology annotation, biological process: heme catabolic process. Gene Ontology annotation, cellular component: cytoplasm. The transcript has 7 exons. Gene Ontology annotation, molecular function: zinc ion binding; biliverdin reductase [NAD(P)H] activity; nucleotide binding. The coding region runs from base 1 to 954 and encodes 317 amino acids. Lineage: Eukaryota; Metazoa; Chordata; Mammalia; Rodentia; Muridae.
AUGGCUGUGGAUGGCCUGGACUGUCUUCAAACCCCAUGUUGGUCUUUGGUAUUUCAGCCUGAGAGGAAGUUUGGUGUGGUAGUGGUUGGUGUUGGCAGAGCUGGCUCCGUGAGGAUCAGGGACUUGCGGGAUCCACACUCCUCAGCAUUCCUGAGCCUGAUUGGGUUUGUGUCCAGACGAGAACUCGGGAGCCUUGACGGCGUAAGGCAGAUUUCUUUGGAAGACGCUCUCUGCAGUCAAGAGAUUGAUGUUGCCUACAUUUGCAGUGAGAGUUCCAGCCAUGAAGACUAUAUAAGGCAAUUUCUUCAGGCUGGCAAGCAUGUCCUUGUGGAAUACCCCAUGACGUUGUCGUUGGCAGCGGCCCAGGACCUGUGGGAACUGGCUGCACAAAAAGGGAAAGUCCUGCAUGAGGAGCAUGUGGAACUCCUGAUGGAAGAAUUUGCAUUCCUGAAAAAAGAAGUGAUGGGGAAAGAGCUGCUGCAAGGGUGCCUCCACUUCACAGCUAGCCCACUGGAAGAAGAGAAAUUUGGCUUCCCUGCAUUCAGUGGCAUUUCUCGCCUGACCUGGCUGGUCUGCCUCUUUGGGGAGCUUUCUCUUAUUUCUGCCACGUUAGAAGAACAAAAAGAAGAUCAGUAUCUGAAAAUGACGGUGCAGCUCCAGACUCAGAACAAGGGACUGUUGUCAUGGAUUGAAGAGAAAGGGCCCGACUUAAAAAGAAACAGAUACUUAAGCUUCCAAUUCAAAUCUGGGACCCUGGAGAAUGUGCCAAAUGCAGGAGUCAAUAAGAAAAUUUUUCUGAAGGAUCAGGACAUAUUUGUCCAGAAGCUCUUGGGCCAGGUCUCUGCGGAGGACCUGGCUGCUGAGAAGCAGCGCAUCAUCCACUGUUUGGGACUGGCUGACAGCAUCCAGAAGCUCUGCCACCCCAGCAUCAGGGGGAAGCUUCAGUACCCCUGAAAAUGGGCCAGGGUUUUAUCAACAGUUCACUGUUAGCUCUUAGAAUUAAAUAUGUUGGAUAA